Molecule: messenger RNA, 465 nt
Organism: Dicrocoelium dendriticum
Lineage: Eukaryota; Metazoa; Platyhelminthes; Trematoda; Plagiorchiida; Dicrocoeliidae
Source: the annotation of a GenBank genome assembly
AUGCGCAGACUGAAAGCUGAUAACCGCAACUGGUUCCGCAGGUCUCAUUGGCUCGUUGAGCAACCGCAAGUGUCACCGCCUUCCCUGCCACCUUGUGGAGUGCCUAUUUCGCUAAGAAUUCAAAGCUACUCGGAGCACGCGUUGUGUUUCAUAGAACUUGUUCCAAAGCUGAUCAAUCAAAGCUGCGAUCAAGAAUAUCAACUCAGGGAUCAGACUCUGUUGUGUAUACGCUACAUGAUGGAAAGGAUGGUGGAUAGGAGAGCUCCAAUAGUACAGAAAUUCUAUAAAGAUCUUGCCACCUCUUAUUUGAGCACGGUGAAAAGUCUCCUCUUCAUGCCUUCGCUCAGCCGACAAGGAUCUUUCGGUGAGUUCCUCGGUAAAGUAGAUGUGCACUACCUUGCCUCUGUCUCCACCAUAACCUCAAUACCGGGCCUCGCGCUUCUCUUAACUGAACGGAGCUUGUGA